UGUCGUGCGCCCUUGCUGCCCUCGGUUCGAGCCUCUGUGAGCCAAGCACCCGACCAGCCUGCCCCAGAUGUUCUUGCUCCCUUGCCUCACCAUGUUCGCGCCGAUAGCGGAGAUCAGGGGAGUGAAGCGCCAGAGCGAGACCGAGGGAGUGGACCAGACGGAAACGUCGAACAUCGACGAGAUCAAGCCCAAUGGCCGCCUCCAGAACCUGAUGUGCCGCCUCCUGCUCCAGCACGAGGCAGCCCACCAAGCAGACGCGAGGGACGACAACUUCACCUUCAAGGUCGGCAAGAAGCUCGGGAUGGCGCUGGGGGAAGGCCUCCAGAACUACAUCGUGACAUGCAAGGCUGCGCGGGAAGGCGAGAACUUCCAGGGACACCCUGUUGGGGAAAAAACAGUCGCGCUCCUAAGGAGCGUGACCUUCAGCCUCGCCGAAGCCUGCGUGGGCAACGCCAAUGAGGUAGAGGACGCGGCGAAGAACGGCCAGGCCCACGAGCAGGUCCCAAACGCUCUGCAGGUGCAGAAGCAGUGGGGGGGCCAUCGCCCAGGACAUGGAUGUGAUCGCACGCGCGACGAGAUGCUUCAAGGUCAAGUUGACAGAAGGAGCAGAGGACCAAUUUCGCUGGAUAUGGGCAGUCAAUCAUCACCCAAGACCUGAAGUUGGCGCUGACCGUCCUCAGGAUCAACGGCGCGCUCAAGACCGCCCACGUGCGUCUGGGACGCGAUCGCCGCGCUCCACGAUGGCCAAGCAGAUAGAGGAGCUCGCCUUCAGAAAAAAAAUGACUAGCAGAAGGCAGCCCCCAAGAAGCCGAAGAAGAAGAAGAAGUGGCUCGCCCAGAUGGACACCUCACGAGUGUGUUCAAGCGUCAGAGGAUGAGCCGCGCCACAAACUAACAGAUAGACGGGCGGAGGCUUGCCUCGCAUUCUCUGGUGGCCGCAGGCGUUUCACAUUAUUUUCUCUCAUGGGUGCGACGAGUAUCUCCGGCCUCGGCCGUGAUGACGGUGGGGGUGAUGUUGGAGGGCUCCGCCCCUGAGCAUAGCAUCCACCUCACCGACUUCUCACCCACCUAUGCGUCGCGCGGCCGCCAUGUGCACUCCCUUGACGGGAUGGUCCUCUGGCCGAGCCUCACUAUGCACUUCCAGUUCGUGGGAUCGAAUGGGUGCGUGAAUGGGGCGGGGGGCGGCCGCCUCAGACCUGCAGGUCCGCUGCUCUCUGUUCUUUCCCGCGCUGCUUCUCGGUCUAGCCUUCUUGAGUCCUUUUGAGUUUCGCUGAGGGGCGCGGCCGCCCAUGCCCCAGAGGGGGGCGAGGGCGCCGCUCUCACAGUGCCGCCUGCGCAGGG
Messenger RNA from Prorocentrum cordatum, 1340 nucleotides. The record is from the annotation of a GenBank genome assembly. Lineage: Eukaryota; Dinophyceae; Prorocentrales; Prorocentraceae.